Messenger RNA from Trifolium pratense (red clover), 441 nucleotides. RefSeq names its product NADH-quinone oxidoreductase subunit 4-like. The record is from RefSeq and is a predicted model, not a curated record. The coding region runs from base 1 to 441 and encodes 146 amino acids. The transcript has 2 exons. Lineage: Eukaryota; Viridiplantae; Streptophyta; Magnoliopsida; Fabales; Fabaceae.
AUGAGGCCUCAACACCCAUCAAUGCAUGGUGUUCUUCGAUUUAUUGUUACUCUGGAUAGUGAAGAUGUUAUUGAUUGUGAAACAAUAUUCGGUUAUUUACACAAAAAAAGAGCACCUCAUGGACUUGUUUACCAAAAUCCAGAAGCCUUUUCACCAUCAGCUUAUGAUUUUUUCCAUCCAAAUUCACAAAAACAUGAUCCAUGCACUUCUUCAAAAUGUUCACCUUUGCCUUUAGCUGUAGAAGCUACUCAAAUUCAUGAAAGCCAAGGCUCAAAAUUAAGCAAUGGUAGGAAAAAAUUAGGAGCUGGGGGCAUAGUUGGAAUUAUAUUUGGUGUUGCAUUUGUUGUGGUUUUAGCUAUGAGUGUGUAUCAUGUUAAAGUUACUCGUAAAGCUAACAUGAUUAGAGCCAAAGCUAAUAAUAGUGUCCAACCACAUGUUUGA